This is a messenger RNA of Papaver somniferum (opium poppy), 492 nucleotides long. RefSeq lists its product as uncharacterized. NCBI's taxonomy places the organism in Eukaryota, Viridiplantae, Streptophyta, Magnoliopsida, Ranunculales, Papaveraceae. The record is from RefSeq and is a predicted model, not a curated record. The coding region runs from base 1 to 492 and encodes 163 amino acids. The transcript has a single exon.
AUGAUAUACGCUGGAAAGCUACAAGAGUACGUAAAAAAGGAUUUUGGGAAAGGUCAUGUACAGUUCGGCACAACACAUAUGAUCAACGCUCACGUGAUUAACGUCAGUCACGCCAGGAUCCACUCAAUGACCAGGCGGUCAUCGGAAGAUGAGACCAGGAGAAAGCUCAGGCAGCUAAAAGAAUGGUACUUGACAAAUCACAUCGAUUUUGUCAGCGGCAAUGGAGCAGAAAUUCGGGAGCUUGGGUGCACAAAGAUCGAGUUCUCUGCAGCAGACAUGAUAGGUGUAUAUGCUCCACACAAUGAUGCUAUUGUUAUAACUACUUGGAUUGGCAUGUUUCGUGUACACCGUAUUCUAGUGGAUACAGGCAGCUCAGUGAGCGUGCUGUUUUCAGGAGCUUAUUCCUCUAUGAAUCUUCCGCACAACUUGAUCGAGGAGGAUGAAAAUCCAAUUAUCGGUUUCAGCGGCGAAGUUACAAAGGCGAUUGGAUAA